CAGGAAGGCAAUUCGAUCAACAUAGCACAUCGACCGGCUCGCGGCGACGAGACACUAGCCAACCCUCCAUCGCCGGGGUACGCGCCACGACUGCCCCUGCACCGCCACGCGCCGCUUGACCACCUUCCUCCACGACGACAUGCCCAAGUUUCCCCUCCCGCCGGACUACUUUCGGUGCCCACCACUGUCGCCUGACGAGAUCACUCGCCUUCAAGCACUCGGCGAACGCACCUCCACUGACAUGGUGCGCGCUUCCCGCUUGCAAGGCGGUUCCAUUAAGUGGACGCUUGCUUCCGACAUUGACGGUCUCCAGUUGUAUGUGGGAGACGAUCCGUCGGCACCCCGCGGUGUUACAUCGUACUGCGGUGUCACAGAAGUCAUGGGCACCCUCGACGAAGUGGCUUCGUUGUUCAAGACAGAUGCCGCCGAACGAUACCACGACUACGUGCGCAUGUUUAGCAAAGACCACUUGGACGGUCAGACUCUGUACACCCUCUCGACUGAGUCGGUCGACCGACGUCGCCACCAUCUCAGUCUGCAAUGGUCCGCGAGUGGCAUGCCAGGUUUUGCCAAGCAUCGCGACUGGUGUUACCUCGAGUGCCAGCACGACUUUACAACAGGCCAAGGGCGUCUCGGCUGGGUUCGUUCGUUCAAGUCGGUCAAGUUGACUUGUUGUCCCGACCUUGAGUCGACAUUCAACGUGGUUCGCGGCCAGUACCAUCGAUCUGGCAUCGUCGUCGUGGAGUCGCCCAGUCGACAGGACCACUUGGUGGCCAUGGCUGUGCACCAGAUCGACUGGAAGGGCAGUGUUCCUUCCUUUGUGGCGGCGUCGGCGGUGCGCAAGCGAUGCCGCGCCGUGGCCGACCUCGAUACACACUUGCGCGCGCGGCGCAUGCGAGGCCUGUCGUUCCUUCCCUUGCAUCGCCUCGUGCCGUUUGCGCUGCGAGUCAAGUGCUUUGUGUGCUGUGCUCGCUUUAGCGUGUUUAGACAUUCCAAAGAGAGUUGCCGGCAGUGUGGCGAAGUCGUGUGUCGGGCCUGUUCUCGGCAAUGGGACGUUGGCACCCCUCAGGACAAACUCCACGUUCGAAUCUGCGCCGCGUGCAGCUCCCAAGCCACGCCGUCUUCAACGCCGGCGCCGUCGACUUCGAUUCCAAGUUGUCGGAACUCGGAAAAGGUCGUGCUGGGGCCGUUGCCCACGCCGACAAGUGUCGCUCCUUCGCAUCGUGCUCAACCCACCAAAACAGAUCAACAGCAAAAGCAGCAAUGGCUGCUCUAUUUUCCAGUCGGGACGAGAGCGUCACAGCAACGAGGAAGAGACGGCUUCCCUACUCCUCGCAACGCUUGUUGUUCGAGCAGCGUUCCGCCCGCCGCUCCCCGAUCGACGAAAGCGCGGGCGAAACCGUCGCUGUUCCAGGACGACGACGACAUCCCGCCCCAACGGCCGAGAUCGGCCAAAGCGCGGGCCAAGCCGUCGUUGUUCGACAUGGGCGAUGAUGGUCCAACGACCAAAGCAACGUCGUUGGCUUCGACCUCUCAGCAGCAACCAACACGGGCGCCACGAACGUGGGAGGCAUAUGUGGACGACAGAGGGUCCGCCACGGCGACGCCGCAUGGGUACAUUGAAGCAGGCAACAUGGCGGAUGCGGACUACGUCCCAAGCACGGUCCGCGUCAACUUGCUACGCGACGAAACCGACUCGUACACUUCGCGCCUUGUGUCGGCCAAGUCGAAGUCGCAAGCGACGCCACCGACCCCCGUGCAAUGUAGUCCUGCCACUCCCCUUGACGAUCAGACACAACCUCACGCAUUGAAGCGGGGCUACCACGCACCCUGCCCCGACCAGCGCCAUGGCCAUCUCGCAUCGUACAACUGUGUCGGCAGCGGCGACGUGCGUGCCCACAAGAGCGACUGCAAUUCCUUGCACCGCACCCCAUCCAGCAGACGCAACACGGACUGUAUACAGCAGCAGCAGUCGGCGGGAGAAGUGUCGACCACAUCGCAGGAUAUUGUCGUUGUGGGGCUUCCACACCGAUCGAAGCCCCAUCCAUUCUUGCAACCCCACGGAAAAGAGUCCCCCGCACCAUCGAAAACGCAAACGUCACCUCCUCGGAACGAUUUGAUCAUGAUAUACGACGUGGCUGCUCCAGCGGGAGAAAACUCGCUUCCCACCCUGCGGAAGCCAUACCAACCCCAUGCAAGCGGACCUCACGACGAAGCUUUGAUCCGUCAAGGUGGAAUCGCAACUUGAAAACAGUGUUUUGUGGCGACCUACAUGUUUGUUUUGCGUCGAGCGGACGCUCUAAGUUGUCUUCCCAAUGGCAGUCUGUCUGGC
Messenger RNA from Aphanomyces invadans, 2332 nucleotides. RefSeq lists its product as hypothetical. Gene Ontology annotation, molecular function: metal ion binding. Bases 140 to 2248 code for a protein of 702 amino acids. Lineage: Eukaryota; Oomycota; Saprolegniomycetes; Saprolegniales; Verrucalvaceae. The transcript has 4 exons. The record is from RefSeq and is a predicted model, not a curated record.